This is a messenger RNA of Komagataella phaffii GS115, 456 nucleotides long. RefSeq names its product 40S ribosomal protein S13. Gene Ontology annotation, molecular function: structural constituent of ribosome; small ribosomal subunit rRNA binding. The record is from RefSeq and is a predicted model, not a curated record. Gene Ontology annotation, biological process: translation. NCBI's taxonomy places the organism in Eukaryota, Fungi, Ascomycota, Pichiomycetes, Pichiales, Pichiaceae. Gene Ontology annotation, cellular component: nucleolus; ribosome; cytosolic small ribosomal subunit. The coding region runs from base 1 to 456 and encodes 151 amino acids. The transcript has 2 exons.
AUGGGUCGUAUGCACAGCAGCGGAAAAGGUAUCUCAGCCUCAGCUCUUCCUUACUCAAGAAACCCUCCUUCUUGGUUCAAGUUGACUCCUGAUGAUGUCGUUCAACAGGUUAUCAAGUACGCCAGAAAGGGUUUGACUCCUUCUCAAAUCGGUGUUCUUCUGAGAGAUGCUCACGGUGUUGCUCAGACUAGAUUCAUCACUGGUAACAAGAUUCUCAGAAUUUUGAAGUCUAACGGUUUGGCUCCUGCUAUUCCAGAGGACUUGUACUACCUGAUCAAGAAGGCUGUCUCCGUUAGAAAGCACUUGGAGAGAAACAGAAAGGACAAGGACUCCAAGUUCAGAUUGAUUUUGAUUGAGUCCAGAAUCCACAGACUGGCUCGUUACUACAGAACUGUUUCUGUCUUGCCACCUAACUGGAAGUACGAGUCUGCCACCGCCUCUACUUUGGUUAACUAG